AUGGAAGUGGUGGGUGACCUACGAAAGAAGAACUGUACUUCUGUCAUGAGGAACCUCAGCAGCCAGCAUUCAGAUCGUUACUUCUUCAGGAUUGAAACUAAGACCUUCACUACGACUGAAACAAGAGCUGUGUAUAUAAAUGUGUCAGAUUCCUUGGCUGAGCCGAAUGUAACUGUGCCGGUGCUCAGGGAGGGUGAGAAGGUGAAUCUGACCUGCACUGCUCCAGCUCCCUGCCCCAGUCACCCUCCAAAUGUAAUCUGGGCUCCUGCAUUAGGUGGUGAUGUAACACAGAGGACACAGAUGAACACUGAUGGGACUCAAAGUGUUUCAGCCAUCUUGAAUUUCAUCCCGUCGUUCCAUCAUCAUGAGCUGAAAGUGAAUUGUGUUUCCAUUCAUCCUCUACCCAGAGAGGACAAGCCCCUGCUCAGCCACAAGACCGUCAUCCUCAGUUUGGAGUAUCCUCCUAAGAAAACAUGGAUCUCUCUCACAGGCGUGGUCUGGCUUGGUAGUAAUGUGACCCUCACCUGUCAAAGUAAUGCCAACCCUCCCGCGUUCCACAGGUGGUUCCUGAAGAGAGCAGGUGUAGAGGAAGAACUGAACAUCUCACAUGCACUUUCCUUCACUGUGGCCCAAGAUAACACUGGGGAAUACAUUUGUGAGGCGCAGAAUCCAUACGGUGCAAAGAACUCCACAAACCUACAGAUCACUGUCCCAGGCACAUCCUUCACUACUUUCCUCUCACUUUUGGCAGUUUUAUUAUUGCUUGUAUUUGCACUUCUUAUUCUUAUGACUUACAGAAGGAAUAAAGAACCAAUCAGAAGUGAAACAAGCCAAGAUCAGAACAUUUAUGCCAAUAUGCCUGCAAGUGCAGUGAAAAGCCAGCAGCUUAAGUCAAAGCCACGUGAAGACGAGAAGACCAGCGCCAUUAACCCUGUAUACACAUUCAAACAGAAUAUCCCCGACGAAAGCAUCUACGCAAACUGUUGAAGUGAAAAGUAGCAUGUUUUAAACACCCGUUCAUGGUUUACCAAUGAACAAUUAGUCUCUGCAUGUCAGUAGUGUUCAUUUUAAUCAGUAUUAACAUAUGGACACUUCCCAAAGAUUAUGAUGUUCAGAACCAUAUCCUUGCUACUUCCUUUCUUUUUUUCAAAGAAUGGAAAUUCUCCAAUUCUUCAACACUGAGAGACU
Sinocyclocheilus anshuiensis is the source of this 1188-nucleotide messenger RNA. RefSeq names its product myelin-associated glycoprotein-like. Lineage: Eukaryota; Metazoa; Chordata; Actinopteri; Cypriniformes; Cyprinidae. The transcript has 6 exons. The record is from RefSeq and is a predicted model, not a curated record. Bases 1 to 987 code for a protein of 328 amino acids.